Molecule: messenger RNA, 315 nt
Organism: Arabidopsis lyrata subsp. lyrata
Lineage: Eukaryota; Viridiplantae; Streptophyta; Magnoliopsida; Brassicales; Brassicaceae
Source: RefSeq, a predicted model, not a curated record
ACUGGGUAGAGGUAUUUGAUAUGGAAACCGGAACUUGGGACUUGUUGUAUGUGUUUACGCCCAAGAUGCCCCUCAAAAUCCAACAAAGUGUGGUGUUAGACGACAAGAAUGUUUACGUGGUGGAUGAGGAUGGUCAAAUCUUUUCCUUCUCACCAAGUAAUUGUAUGUUUGUGACAAGCGGAAUAAAAGAGUCUAACCCGGAAAGUAGAAACGAUUGGUUUUAGCUGAGGCAUUGUUCUGCCGUGGUGUCGGCGGGAGGAUACUGUGGCGUUUUCCAAAUGAGACUGUUUGGAAGGAAGUGAAGGGUUUGGAAGA